AGCGGAAGUGCGCGGAGGAGUUUCGCUUCCGGUGCGCAUUCUACUUCCGGGCGGUGAAGGGGCGGCGCUGGGCGCGGCGCGGCUCCGCUCUCAGCGAGAAGCCCGCGGCGCGGCCCCGAGCGGCGUGCCAUGAGGCCGGAGCGCGUCCCCGGGACCCGCAGCACGCAGUCCUGAUCCCGCCCUGCUGACGAGCUGCCGGUACCCGAUAUGGCAACGGAGUCCACAAUCCCCAUUUGGCAGAACAAACCCCACGGCUCGGCGCGCAGCGUCGUCAGGAGGAUUGGAUCCAACCUGCCUUUAAAGCCCUGCCCCAGAGCGACCUUCGAGGUUCUACCUAAUGUUUCAGAGCUCUAUUUAAAUGAUGCCCCUCCUGUCCCCACCCUGGCAGACAUUGGGUGGAUAGCAGCAGAUGAUGAAGAAACGUAUGCCCGAGUCAGAAGUGACACUCGCCCUCUGAAACACAAAUGGAAACCGAGUCCCUUCACGGUCAUACAGCGAAAUGCUUCAGUCCCCAACCUGAGGAAGCAGGAAGAGAAGCUGCUGGCCUUGAAGAAGCCUGGUUUACCUGCACUGAGCCGAACGACGGAGCUCCAGGAUGAGCUGAGUCACCUUCGGAGUCAGAUAGCUAAAAUUGUCGCUGCGGGGCCAGCUUCUGCUUCCUUCACCCCUGAUGUAUUGUCUCCAGGAAGUUCAAAUGCAUCUUCUCCUUUGCAUUGUUUUGGACCCUCUUUCCAAUCCACGACAUCCUUUGUCAUCAGUGACAUCACAGAGGAGGAGGCAGAACUCGAGAGCCCCGAGCUUCCCUCAGUCUCCAUGCUCUGUUCUGCAUCUGAGUGCUACAAAGCAGAACCAAAGGAUCCUGAUGAGGAGGAUUCUGUGUCUCUUUCCAAGGCCAGCAGUUUUGCAGACAUGAUGGGCAUUCUAAAAGACAUUCAUAGGAUGAAGCAGAGCAAAGACUUAAACCGAAGUUCUGCGAAGGAGGAAGACCCUGCUGUUCUGAUAGCAGAAGUCUUGAGGAGAAAAUUUGCCCUAAAGGAGGAAGAUCUGACUCUGAAGGAGAAAUGAUGUCAUG
This is a messenger RNA of Tympanuchus pallidicinctus (lesser prairie-chicken), 1072 nucleotides long. RefSeq names its product mitochondrial fission regulator 1 like (gene MTFR1L). Gene Ontology annotation, cellular component: mitochondrion. NCBI's taxonomy places the organism in Eukaryota, Metazoa, Chordata, Aves, Galliformes, Phasianidae. The record is from RefSeq and is a predicted model, not a curated record. The coding region runs from base 208 to 1065 and encodes 285 amino acids. Gene Ontology annotation, biological process: mitochondrial fission; aerobic respiration. The transcript has 7 exons.